AUGUUGUCGCUGCGCCGCCUGUUUGCUGGCGCCGUGUUGCUCCUUGGAGUAAGCAUGGUGUUCUUCGCUUCGACCGCCGAAGCUGCCAAGGGCCCCAAGAUCACCCACAAGGUCUACUUCGACAUCACCCAGGGCGAUGAGCCCAUUGGCCGUAUCGUCAUGGGUCUUUACGGCAAGACUGUUCCCGAGACCGCUGAGAACUUCCGUGCUCUUGCUACUGGCGAGAAGGGCUUCGGUUACGAGGGAUCUUCUUUCCACAGAGUCAUCAAGCAGUUCAUGAUCCAGGGCGGUGACUUCACUAAGGGUGAUGGUACCGGUGGAAAGUCCAUCUACGGUGACCGCUUCCCCGACGAGAACUUCAAGCUCAAGCACACCAAGAAGGGUCUCCUGUCCAUGGCCAACGCUGGAAAGGACACCAACGGCUCCCAGUUCUUCAUCACCACCGUCGUCACCUCGUGGCUUGAUGGCCGUCACGUCGUCUUUGGCGAGGUCCUCGAGGGCUACGACGUCGUUGAGAAGAUCGAGCAGGGCCCCACCAAGCCCGGCGACAAGCCCGUCAAGGAAGUCAAGAUCGCCAAGAGCGGAGAGCUGGAGGUUCCUCCCGAAGAUGCUACAUACGGCAGUGCCGGAUGGGCUGCGGGAUUCUCCAGCGAGGAGGCUGCCAACCCAUUCUCGGAGACUGAAGUCGCUGCCGCUGCCGCAGGCUACACUGUCUUCCAGAAGGCUGCCUUCUUUGCGGUGAUCAUCGCUGCCAUUGCCAUUUACCUGCGCAUGAGCCGAUCCAAGACCGAGAAGACCGACGUAGGAUACGAGAAGACAAUGGCGUAA
Molecule: messenger RNA, 828 nt
Organism: Pestalotiopsis fici W106-1
Lineage: Eukaryota; Fungi; Ascomycota; Sordariomycetes; Amphisphaeriales; Sporocadaceae
Product: Peptidyl-prolyl cis-trans isomerase B
Exons: 4
Coding region: 1-828 (275 amino acids)
Biological process (GO): protein folding; protein peptidyl-prolyl isomerization
Cellular component (GO): fungal-type vacuole; endoplasmic reticulum
Molecular function (GO): peptidyl-prolyl cis-trans isomerase activity
Source: RefSeq, a predicted model, not a curated record